Macrosteles quadrilineatus (aster leafhopper) is the source of this 1746-nucleotide messenger RNA. Its product is annotated as leucine-rich repeats and immunoglobulin-like domains protein 3. The transcript is spliced from 8 exons. Gene Ontology annotation, molecular function: protein binding. The record is from RefSeq and is a predicted model, not a curated record. Lineage: Eukaryota; Metazoa; Arthropoda; Insecta; Hemiptera; Cicadellidae. Bases 127 to 1587 code for a protein of 486 amino acids.
CUCUUGCACACGUGUUGUAUUAUCCAGUGUCGCUCAGUGCUUGUGUCUUGUGCUCCUGCAUCUCCGGCGUAUACCCUCCAAGGAUUACUUUCAUAAGAAUGAAGACCUCAUAGUGCAGCACUCAGCAUGGUCGGCUACUUGUGGGCCGUCGUCGCGGUGGGCGUCUACAUCGCCGUCACAAACGCCCAGAACAGCCAGAUCUGCCCGCCCAGAAGUGAGCUGGAGCCCUGCGCUUGCACACCCAAGAAGAACGGUCUGGACAUCCUCUGCGAGUUCACCGACCUUCAACACAUCAGCAAAGCCAUGGCGGUGCUGAAGGGAAAGCCCUCCAUAGUCAUCUUCUACCUCAAGCUGAGGCACAACAACCUUCCCAAGCUGCAGAGCUUCGUGUUUCUCGGGGUCGACAUAAGACAUCUGACCAUUCACAAUAGUUCCUUGUCGGUCAUUGAGGAGUCUUCUCUUAGCUCUAUGGGUAAAGGACUGACUCAGCUAGAUCUGUCCCAGAACAAGUUAAAUCUAGUCCCGUCUCCAGCGUUCCGCAACCUUCACCACCUUCUAAUACUGAACAUGAACCAUAACCGUGUCAACGCGCUGCACUCCAAGGCUUUUGAGGGGUUGGACACCCUUGAGAUUCUCACCCUCUACGAGAACAAGAUCACCAACAUCGAGAGCGACGCGUUCAAAGGAUUAGACAAGAAGCUAAAGCGACUCAAUCUCGGUGGUAACAAACUGACGAGUGUUCCUCAAGAGGCUUUCUCAAUUCUUGACACUCUCAAGAAACUGGAACUUCAAGAAAACAGCAUCACGUCGAUAACCGAGGGGGACUUUGAGGGUCUCCACAACCUGGAUUCACUAGGUCUGGCUCAUAAUCACCUUAGGGAGGUUCCAGCAAGAGUGUUCUCACAUCUAACACAACUCAACUCACUAGAGCUAGACGGCAACCAGAUCACUCACAUUGAUGUUGACGCAUUCGUCGGUCUUGAGGAGAACCUGCAAUACCUCCGCCUCGGCGACAACAACCUUCACGAGAUCCCGAGUGAUGCUCUGCGUCGUCUGCAUCGCCUUCGUCAUCUGGACCUGAGGGCCAACAACAUCACAGUCAUCGCCGAGGACGCCUUCUCUGGCUACGGGGACUCCAUCACCUUCCUCAACCUGCAGAAGAACGACAUCAAGAUACUACCAGCUAUGGCGUUUGACAACCUCAACUCCCUAGAAACGUUGAACCUCCAGAACAACAAGUUGACUCAUAUUCCCGAGGAGAUCAUGGAGCCCAUAGUGGACACGCUGCGAGUGGUCGACAUCAUGGACAACCCUCUCAUCUGCGACUGCCAGUUGCGCUGGUUCCGCGACUGGAUCAAGAACCUCAAGGACAAGGACGACGAGAUGAUGCAGAAGAAGAGGACGUUGUGCACGAUGAUGCCGGAGCACCAGGAGUACUACGUGCAGAACCUGCCUCUGGACAAGAUGAACUGCGUCAGCAAAGGACUGAUACGUGGGAGAGCGUCAGCAGCAGUGGCUACUUGUAUGCUGCCUUACGUGCUGACGACCGUUGUGACGUGCUCAGUCAGGCCGUGGACACUUCUCUAAGAGGUCAAAGUUCAACGCGAGAGUGCGCUGUGUCCAUCCGGAGACAUCGGUUUAUUCCUAGAACCAUAGACAAAUAGAAUGAAAUGUAGACAUCCGUGUUGUGGUUAGCAUUAGUUCUGGCGUCCAUGGCUAGGAGCGCGGUAUUAAGGCGCAGGAGCU